CCUCGUUUAUGGCAGUCUCUGCUAAUUUAUUUCCACUCUUUUUUCUGCUGACAAAUACUCUAUGCUUAGGGUUUAUAAAUUAAUUCUAUUACUCUGAAUUGGUUAUAUCAAAUUUUAAUUUAAUCUAAUUAUGUUGUGAUUGCAUUCUGAUAAUUGUUCUCGAAUUCGCAGAUUGACUCGGUACUGUAUUUGAUUGAUAUUGUUCCAUACAAUGCCAUCGCUGUUUACUUUCAAAUGUUGAGUUGUUAGUUUGUUCUACAAUGGCAGCUGUUAGGGCUUCCUCUGUAAGACGUAUAGGAAUCACAAUCAAUGUUUCUUUCAGUACGGAAUUAGUUCAGCACCGUCACUCUCACCAUAGUGUGUUCAUGAACCUUGCAAGGUUGCCGAGUGACUUACCUAGUCAUCCUUAUUACAAAAGAGAGUUGCAGUCUGCUAAGAAUCAGUUUAGUAACUUGGCUUCUGAAUCCUUUGGAAGUAGACACCAAUUUGGUACUAGAUCCAAUGUAUCGUAUAAUCCUAGAUUCUCUAGCUAUUGUUUUCGGAGUGCCCUUCCUUUUGCUUCUGCGAGCCACGUGUUGAAUCGCCGAUUUUAUUCGUCGACGGUGGGUGGUGAUAAAGGAAGUAGAGAUGCUGGUACAGAAGUCUCUGCCGGUUCUGGUGCGAGUGACAUGAAUACCACUGGUGAUUCUGUUGCUGGGGGUGAUUGGGCUGAGAGGAUUAGAGAUGUUUGUAAGAGUGUGGGAGAGUCAGCAUCAUAUGCUGGGGAAAAGGUUAAAGCAGCAUCCGAUGAUCUCAGUCCAUAUGCUCAGCAGUUGCUUGAUUCACACCCAUAUUUAGGCAAGGUGGUUAUUCCGGUUGGUGGUACUUUAACUGCUACGCUAAUAGCUUGGUUCUUGAUGCCUGUGAUUUUGAGGAAAUUUCACAGAUAUGCAAUGCAAGGUCCCGUUUCUCUAUUGCCAGGAAGCAUGUCUGGAGAUCCAGUUCCUUACGAGAAAAGCUUCUGGGGUGCUAUGGAGGAUCCUGUGCGAUAUUUAGUUACCUUUAUGGCAUUCUCACAAAUUGGUGUAAUGGUAGCUCCAACAACUAUAACCGCAGAAUAUCUUGCACCAGUUUGGAGGGGUGCAGUCAUAGUUUCAUUUGUAUGGUUUUUGCAUAGAUGGAAAACAAAUGUUUUUGCACGGACAUUGUCCAGUCAAAGUUUACUUGGACUUGAUAGGGACAAAGUGCUCGCUCUUGACAAAAUCUCAUCAAUUGGUCUAUUUGUGAUUGGUAUAAUGGCUUUUGCUGAGGCUUGUGGUGUGGCCGUGCAAUCUAUUGUUACUGUUGGUGGUAUAGGAGGAGUGGCUACUGCUUUUGCUGCCAAGGACAUUCUUGGCAACGUGUUUAGUGGUUUAUCUAUGCAGUUUUCUAAGCCUUUUUCAGUUGGAGAUACAAUAAAAGCAGGCUCGAUAGAGGGUCAAGUGGUGGAAAUGGGUCUUACUACUACAUCUUUGCUGAGUUCAGAGAAGUUUCCGGUCAUUGUUCCAAACUCAUUUUUUUCUAGCCAGGUUAUUGUGAAUAAGUCCCGUGCUGAAUAUCGUGCCAUUAUUAGCAAAAUUCCUCUGCAAAGUGAGGAUAUAAGUAAGAUUCCCCAGAUAUCAGAUGAUGUAAAAAGCAUGCUCAGGUCAAAUGCAAAGGUUUUCUUAGGGAAAGAUGUUCCCUACUGUUUCUUAUCCCGUAUAGAAAGUUCAUAUGCAGAAUUGACUCUUGGAUACAACCUCAAACAUAUGCGCAAAGAUGAACUAUACUCUGCUGAACAAGAAAUUCUGCUUCUGGCAGUUCAGAUCAUUAAAAAUCACGGGGUUGCUCUCGGCAGCACAUGGCAAGAAAUGCCUUCUAAAUGAUGUGCUAUGCAAGUAGACAGUUUUGGAAGAAGUGGUUGCAAGACAUCGUGAGCUUUAGCUUUUACUAAUGCAAUGCUUACAAGGAAUUUGUCGUUCAUUCACACUAAAGCAGUUUUCCAAUACUAUAGUUUCCCCUGUGCAGUUGGUUCAUUUGCCUUCAGGUUUUAAUUUUGAUUUACUAAUGUGAUUUUUUUCGUUGAGUGAAUUUUGGCACUAUGUUUAUACUUAGAAGUUAUUUUUUUAAUAUA
This is a messenger RNA of Vigna umbellata (rice bean), 2131 nucleotides long. RefSeq names its product mechanosensitive ion channel protein 1, mitochondrial-like. Lineage: Eukaryota; Viridiplantae; Streptophyta; Magnoliopsida; Fabales; Fabaceae. Gene Ontology annotation, cellular component: membrane. Gene Ontology annotation, biological process: transmembrane transport. The record is from RefSeq and is a predicted model, not a curated record.